Molecule: messenger RNA, 1974 nt
Organism: Melanotaenia boesemani (Boeseman's rainbowfish)
Lineage: Eukaryota; Metazoa; Chordata; Actinopteri; Atheriniformes; Melanotaeniidae
Gene: ube2d2
Product: ubiquitin-conjugating enzyme E2D 2 (UBC4/5 homolog, yeast)
Exons: 7
Coding region: 258-701 (147 amino acids)
Biological process (GO): protein polyubiquitination; ubiquitin-dependent protein catabolic process
Cellular component (GO): nucleus
Molecular function (GO): ubiquitin conjugating enzyme activity
Source: RefSeq, a predicted model, not a curated record
UUCGUUGCUGCUGACAGAACACAGGCCGCAGUGAUUUGGUAGCCGCUGCAGUAGGAGGAAGGACCGCGGUUCUACCCCUUCUAUCUUUCAGUUUUGCCUCAAAUUUAUUUUGGUGGUUCGAUUUGUUAGCAACCAGUGAGUUCUGUGUACAGAGACGGUGUUUUAUGAAUACCUGAGUCGUAGUAUUCACCAACGGACAGCGGUAUCAAUCGCCAUUUUAAUCGCACGUUUUCCCUGACAGAAGCGCUAGCACAACAAUGGCUCUGAAAAGAAUUCACAAGGAAUUGAAUGAUCUGGCACGGGACCCUCCAGCCCAGUGUUCUGCAGGACCAGUAGGAGAUGACAUGUUUCACUGGCAAGCCACAAUAAUGGGACCUAAUGACAGUCCUUACCAGAGCGGGGUUUUCUUCUUGACCAUACACUUCCCCACAGACUACCCCUUUAAACCGCCAAAGGUUGCAUUUACCACAAGAAUCUACCACCCAAAUAUCAACAGCAACGGCAGCAUUUGUCUUGACAUCCUGCGAUCACAGUGGUCUCCAGCUCUCACCAUCUCCAAAGUUCUCCUGUCUAUCUGCUCCCUGCUGUGCGACCCAAACCCGGACGACCCCUUAGUACCCGAGAUCGCCCGCAUCUACAAGACGGACAGGGAAAAGUACAACAAAAUAGCUCGGGAAUGGACACAAAAGUAUGCAAUGUAGUGUUGGGGUAGAACCAUGGCCAACCACCUCUACGACGUAAGGCUAGGGGAGCUUCAGACGUAAAGAGAAACAAACACAAAACCAUACAAACAAAUGAAAAGUUUAAAACAAGAUCUUGUUGGUUUCCAUUGGAGUGCUUUCUUUGAGCCACGCCUCCCCUUCACCAGAGUACCUGUAAAACUCCCUCUGCCCCACCUCCCCUUGUUCUCUCCCUUUUUUGUCUCCUCCCUGUUUCUUUCUCUGUUUGGCUUUCUUCCCCCUCCCAUCUCAGCUCACCUGCCCAUCCUGCUGUGUGCAUAUUUUUAACUUGAAAUAAUAAAACGUUUCUCCUCCCUACCUUAUUUUUUUUCCUCCCACUACCUCCUCUGGUCUGUGAUCCCAUCUCCUGACUUAUGUGUUCGGUUACAUUUUGUCACCAAGCAGGUUGGGCUGUCGAUGACCCUCCCUUUUUCCCUUCAUCCUCACCAUCACUCAAAGCAUCCUUCUUUAGCAUCUGUAACAUUUUGAGGGGACCUUUUUCUUUGUUUCCCCAUAUCUUCUUUUAAGGGGAAGGGGGACAGUAAGUUGGAGGGAUUUUUACACUCUGCAUCCUUUCUUGUUUUGUUGUCCUAAUGAUUUCCAUCUGUAGAGGUGACGAUCCAAGAAAGCAGUUUUCGCACGCGAGUCAAAGGGCACUCUGUUUUAUAAAACAAACUCAGAAUUCAUUGUGGGCUGUGUAAAUGGAAAAAAUGCACAUGGCCUGUUUUGCUCUUCUGUUGAAUUCUAUUAAAGGACUUGAAGUUUUUCACACACCUCAUGCUUCCCUAUUCCCCCCCUCCAUCCCAAACCACACAGCUUUCACCCUCACUCAAGUGAACCCCUUUGUACAUGCACGCACGCACGCACUCACACACACACACACACACACACACACACAUAUGCGCGCACAACUGUAUCUUCAUGUGACCCCACUACCACCUCCUUUUCUUUAUUCCAUAAGUGGAGGUUCUGGACCAGUUAUUUAAGCAAUUAAUUUUUCUUAGUUUAAACUGUGUUUUUAUUUCCUGCCCCCAUAAUUCUUUAGUUUACUUCCUUUUUAUUUCUUCCCCCCCUUUUUCUUUUGCUAUUGUCAAAUUAGCGGCUAACAUCUUAAAUGGCUAUGGGACUGGCUUGGGCUCUGGGUGCGAGGAGAACCCACUCUUCUUGCACAAAACCUCUGUAUAUUGAAUUACCUGAGAGGCUCGUUGAGCUUUGUGUGUUGAUUAAACUGUGUAAUAAAAAACUUUGACUCCUG